AUGACUAAGCAGAAAAGACUGAUUACUUCAGCAUUGCCUUACGUAAACAACUUGCCCCACUUAGGGAAUGUUAUUGGUGCUGUGCUAAGUGGUGAUGUCUUUAAUAGAUACUCAAAAAUGAGAGGGUAUCAGACAACUUACAUUUGUGGCACAGAUGAGUAUGGGACUGCAUCGGAGGUAGCUGCUGAUAAAGAACAGAUCUCGCCUGGGGAUCUUUGUGCGCGAAACAGCGCUGAACACAAACGGGUCUACGAUUGGUUUCAGAUCGAGUUUGAUAGUUUUGGCCGCACGUCAAUGGACAAUCAUAAGGAACUCACCCAGCGGAUCUUUAAAGAGAAUUGGGAGAACGGGAACUUUGUUGAGCGAACUGAGCAGCGAUUCUUUUGUUUGCAAUGUGAUAUGUUCUUAGCUGACCGGUAUGUUAAUGGAAGCUGUAAGCUUUGUGGAGGCGACCAGGCCCGGGGAGACCAGUGUGAUGAUUGUGGGUCAAUUCUGCAACCAAGUGAUAUCUUAUCUCCAGUCUGUUCAACUUGUAAGCAAGCACCAGAAUUACGCGAUACAGUGCAUCUGUUCUUUAUACUGGACAAGUUUAAGGAAAAGGUAGGACUUAAGAUAGAGGAGGCCAGUCCGCAAUGGACAUCGGCAGCUCGGCAGAUUGCUAUGGACUGGAAAGGGAAAGACUUACAGGAACGGUGUAUUACGCGAGACUUGAAGUACCAAUGGGGCGUGCCAGUUCCUUUACCGGAGUAUAAAGGCAAGGUGCUUUAUGUCUGGUUUGAUGCGCCGAUUGGGUAUAUAACCUUUACCGAGGCAAUUGGACGUCUGGACUGGUGGACAGAUAAGAAUGUUGAUUUGUACGAGUUUAUGGGAAAAGACAAUGUGUUCUUCCAUAGUGUCUUUUUCCCGGCUAUUCUGAUGGGAACUAAGUCUGAGUACAACUUCCCUAAGGUUAUUUCUUCUACUCACUACCUGAUGUACGAGAAGGGUAAGUUUAGUAAGUCGCAAGGUCGGGGUAUCUUUGGGAAGGACUUGCUUGAAGAUAGAAUGGGCUGUGCAGGUGCAUGGCGGUUCCAUUUAUUGCGAACUAGGCCAGAAACAAGUGAUAGCAACUUUUCAUGGCGCGAGUUCCAUGAAUCGUACCAUACCAUGCUUAUUAACACUAUUGGGAACCUUUGCAACCGGGUUCUGUCUUUUAUCACCAAGCAAGCUAAUGGCUGCAUUGUAGCUACUUCUCUUCCUGAGGCCGAGAAAGAGACUCUUAACCAGCUUCUUAGCGAGUACAACGAGUGCAUGGAGAGGACUGAAAUCCGACCGGCUGUGGCUAAGGUUAUUGAAAUGGCCGUGGUUGGCAACAAGUAUGUGCAAGAGGCCUUUGAUCGCAAGCUUGCCAAGGAGGAAAAGAUCAAGCAAAUAGCACCAGCGGCCAACAUUGUUCUUCUCCUGUCCCGAGUACUCAUGCCCAUUAUUCCAGUUGAAGCCAAACGACUGCAAGAUAUGCUGGCUAUUAAUGAAGAGCCCACUAUCCCCGACUGCUUCCAGGAAGAUCUUCCCCAAGGUCACCGCAUUAACCAACCCUCCGUUCUCUUUACACCACUCACGGCCGAGCAAGUAGCAGCUGUGGCUCAAAUCUGCCCAGGCGAGUGCCCUUUCACCCUUCCCCACAAACAAUAA
Molecule: messenger RNA, 1671 nt
Organism: Nematocida homosporus
Lineage: Eukaryota; Fungi; Microsporidia
Product: methionyl-tRNA synthetase
Exons: 1
Coding region: 1-1671 (556 amino acids)
Biological process (GO): methionyl-tRNA aminoacylation
Cellular component (GO): cytosol; aminoacyl-tRNA synthetase multienzyme complex
Molecular function (GO): ATP binding; methionine-tRNA ligase activity
Source: RefSeq, a predicted model, not a curated record